This is a messenger RNA of Aspergillus candidus, 2565 nucleotides long. RefSeq names its product elongation factor G. The transcript has 4 exons. Gene Ontology annotation, molecular function: GTP binding; translation elongation factor activity; GTPase activity. Lineage: Eukaryota; Fungi; Ascomycota; Eurotiomycetes; Eurotiales; Aspergillaceae. Bases 49 to 2457 code for a protein of 802 amino acids. Gene Ontology annotation, biological process: mitochondrial translational elongation. The record is from RefSeq and is a predicted model, not a curated record. Gene Ontology annotation, cellular component: mitochondrion.
AGCACCUGCGCUCGAUCAAUUUCCCGGUGUUCUGGGGGUUCAAUAGCCAUGAGGUGUCCUUCGCUUACACGGUUGCCCUACCGUGCCGUUUCUGGCCUGACCAAAGCUCCUGUUCGUCUGCAGUCUCAGACCUUCUUGUCCCAGAGAUGCGCGUCCACGGCCGCUUUCCGUUCGCCCUCCGCGGUCCCGCUCUAUCGGUCUGCUGUCUUGAACAAGGACUUCUACCAGAGACGCAAUGCCUCGGCAACGGCUUCGGCGGUUCUUGAAGCCGCCGCCGCCAACCCCGAGACUUUGUCCCAGCAGGCCAUCAUCGAGAACCUGGAUCCUGUCGAGGCCGAGCGACUGUCCCGAGUGCGAAACAUUGGUAUCGCGGCCCAUAUCGACAGCGGUAAGACCACCUGUACCGAACGAGUUCUUUUCUACACCGGUCGUAUCAAGGCCAUUCACGAGGUUCGUGGUCGUGAUGCGGUGGGUGCCAAGAUGGACUCCAUGGAUCUGGAGCGCGAAAAGGGUAUCACCAUCCAGUCCGCUGCCACCUUCUGUGACUGGGUGAAGAAGGACGCCGACGGCAAGGACCAAAAGUACCACAUCAACUUGAUCGACACCCCCGGCCAUAUCGAUUUCACCAUCGAGGUUGAGCGAGCGCUGCGCGUUUUGGACGGAGCCGUCAUGAUUCUGUGCGCCGUGUCCGGUGUCCAGUCGCAGACCAUCACGGUGGAUCGACAGAUGAAACGGUACAAUGUGCCCCGUAUUUCCUUCGUCAACAAGAUGGAUCGGAUGGGUGCCAACCCCUUCAAGGCCGUCGACCAGAUCAACUCCAAGCUGAAGAUCCCCGCGGCUGCCGUCCAGGUGCCCAUCGGCGCGGAAGACGAGUUCGAGGGUGUUGUUGAUCUGAUCCAGAUGAAGGCCCACUACAACGUGGGUGAGAGUGGUGAGGAAAUCCACGUGACGGACGAGAUCCCCGACAAGGUGAAGGAUAUCGCCAUCGAGCGCAGAAGGAUGCUCAUCGAAACCCUCGCCGAUGUCGAUGACGAGAUUGCCGAGCUUUUCAUUCUCGAGGAGCAGCCCACGGAGGACCAGCUGAAAGCCGCCAUUCGUCGGGCCACCAUCAACCUUAAGUUCACUCCCGUGUUCAUGGGCACGGCCUUGGCCAACAAGUCGGUGCAGCCGAUGCUGGACGGUGUGGUGGACUACCUGCCCAACCCCUCCGAGGUGCAGAACCUCGCCCUGGACAAGAAGCGCAAGGAAGCUUCCGUGAAGCUCGUCCCCUACAACUCGCUUCCCAUGGUCGGUCUGGCCUUCAAACUGGAGGAGAGCAACUUUGGCCAGUUGACCUACAUCCGCGUGUACCAGGGUACCCUCCGCAAGGGCAUGAAUGUCUUCAACGCUCGCAACGACAAGAAGGUCAAGAUCCCUCGCAUCGUCCGCAUGCACUCCAACGAGAUGGAGGAUGUCUCCGAAGUCGGAGCCGGUGAGAUCUGUGCCGUGUUCGGUGUGGAGUGCGCUUCCGGUGAUACCUUCACCGACGGGCAAUUGGGCUACAGCAUGUCUUCCAUGUUCGUUCCCGAGCCGGUCAUUUCCCUGUCGAUCAAGCCCAAGCACAACAAGGACGGCGCCAACUUCUCCAAGGCCAUGGCCCGAUUCCAGCGCGAGGACCCUACCUUCCGCGUGACCCACGAUGCCGAGAGUGAGCAGACGCUCAUCUCCGGCAUGGGUGAGCUGCACCUGGACAUCUACCUGGAGCGCAUGCGCCGCGAAUACCGCGUGGACUGCGAGACCGGCCCGCCCCAGGUCGCCUACCGCGAGACGAUUGGCAGCCGUGUGGAGUUCGACCAUCUGCUCAAGAAGCAGUCCGGCGGUCCGGGUGAUUACGCCCGUGUCGUCGGCUGGAUGGAACCUACCGGUAAGCUCGAGGAGAACAACUUCGAGGAACAGAUCGUCGGUGGUAGCAUCUCGGAGAAGUUCCUGUUCGCCUGUGAGAAGGGUUUCCAUCUCUCCUGCGAGAAGGGUCCUCUGAUCGGCCACAAGGUGCUUGGUACGCGCAUGGUGAUCAACGACGGUGCCACCCACAUGACGGAUUCUUCCGAAAUGGCUUUCAAGAACGCCACGCAGCAGGCCUUCCGCAAGGCGUUCAACGAGAGCGGUCCCUCCGUCCUGGAGCCUCUCAUGAAGACCGUUGUCACCGCGCCGGCCGAGUUCCAGGGUGACCUCAUCUCGCUGCUGAACAAGCGCGGUGCGACCAUCAACGAUUCCGAGGUCGGUGUCGAUGAAGUCACCAUCUAUGCCGACUGCAGUCUGAACGGCAUGUUCGGUUUCAGCAGUAACCUGCGCGCUGCCACCCAAGGCAAGGGUGAAUACAGCAUGGAGUUCAGCCAUUACGAGAGGGCUCCCGGUCACCUACAAAAGGAACUCAUCCAGAAGUACCUCAAGGCCCAGGCCGACCGCCACAAGAAAUAAACGGCCAACCCUUGUCGCCUUCUCUCCCCACCCCCUCGACUACAUAACCCGCGGUCAGCUCUCGCCCAGUUGAUCUCGAAUGUACCACGCCAUCCCUUCUCUCCCCCU